AUGGCCCCCGUUCCCCCGGUCUCGGGUGGACGGCGCGGCGGUCAGCAAAGCUGGUCUAGCGCAGCGUGGCGGCCUCGAGCCCGUAUCCCGGCAUUCCGGUCCUCGGGCGGCUGCUCGUUCUUGAUCAAGCCUUCCAAGCUUCCCAUCUGGAUCCUUGCCCAUUGCAUCUCGAGUCGUGCUCUGCUCGGCUCGGCUACCCGCCGCGACGCCCUCACCAUCGGCGGGGCGCCUUGCACGCCUGCCGGGCGGAGCCAUUCAGAAGUCGACUCCGUCGUGGAACCACCAGCACGGCCACUGUAUGUAGCCACCUUGCCACAGCGUGAUGCUUCGUCGCCUGCGUUUCAAGACGCCGGCAUCAUGGCCUUCCAAUUCUUCAACCUGCUCGCGCAAUAA
Hirsutella rhossiliensis is the source of this 393-nucleotide messenger RNA. RefSeq lists its product as uncharacterized. The transcript has a single exon. Lineage: Eukaryota; Fungi; Ascomycota; Sordariomycetes; Hypocreales; Ophiocordycipitaceae. The record is from RefSeq and is a predicted model, not a curated record. The coding region runs from base 1 to 393 and encodes 130 amino acids.